Messenger RNA from Stylophora pistillata, 1792 nucleotides. RefSeq names its product guanylate-binding protein 6. Lineage: Eukaryota; Metazoa; Cnidaria; Anthozoa; Scleractinia; Pocilloporidae. Gene Ontology annotation, molecular function: GTPase activity; GTP binding. The record is from RefSeq and is a predicted model, not a curated record.
UGUCUUGAAUCCUUAACAUUCAUCACAGCUUUAUCGUAAAACUUUCUCAGCGAAUUCAGCUUCAUUCGUCAACACCAACGACUGAUCCAGUCAGUGGAGGAAGCCUACAAGCUGAUGCGAAUCAGUUUCAUAAAACAUUCCCCUCCUUCAUCUGGUUGCUAAGAGAUGUCGUGCUAUCUCUUCCAAAGGACUGUCAAAGUAUCAAGGAUUACUUUCUGACAAGGGUUUUCAAGUCUGACCCACUCCAAGGCAACCAACCAAACCAAGUAGCAGAGAGCAUCUUGAACUUUUUCCCUGGGUUUGAUGCUUUCAAGCUUCCACCGCCGUCAUCAGACCCAGAAGUGGUAUUGAACCUUAACAGAGACGAGGUGCAACAAGACGUGAACAAGUCAUUUAUGCGAGGGGUUCAGGAGUUCAAGGCAAUGCUAAGGUCUAAGCUAUCACCGAAGCGCAGUUUUAACGAUGGAGAACUCGUAACUGGCGAAGCUCUUGCAGCUCUCGUUAAUAUUUACGUUUCCGCCUUGAACACUCCUGGCACGGUGCCCAGUGUGCAGAGUGCGUGGGAGAUCUUUGUGCACACUAAGUGCACUGAGGCCAAGCUAGCCGCCUUACAGGUGUAUAAAAGUACAAUAACAUCAGAGCUGGAUGGCUUACUGCCUUGUGACAGCGAUAAAAUACGUCAGGUCCAGGAGAGAGCCAUUGAAGAAGGCACGAAGAUUUUUCAGGAAGAAACUGCUGGAGUAUCUGCCUCGAGUAGCGAGAAGUAUUUGGAUGAGCUCAUGGAGAGUAUGAACGAAGCAUUGAAACGGUGGCAGAAUGAGAACAAUCGACUUACGAAAGAACAAUGCCAUAAACUGCUGAGGGCUUUGAAAGAAGAACACUUAGACCCCGUUCUAAGGAAGCUCAGCGGCAAGGAUGGAGCGUCAGUCAGCUUCUCUCAGAUUAUUGGAGGCUACUCAGCAAUUGAGCAGGGAUUUAAAUGUGACGCACGUGGAGCCAAGGACAUUUGUGCUCAAGUGUUUUACGAGUUUCAUCCGGAAAUGCAGGCAGAGAUGGAAAAACACAUGGCGUAUUUACAACAGCUGAAGGACUUCGACGAGUCUUUGGCUUUCGAAAGACAAGAAAAGGCUCGUCAGGAGCAGGAGAGACGACGAAUCGAGGAAGAGAAUGCUCGGUUAGAAGAGGUGCGGCGUGCGAAAGAAAAAGAGAUGGAAAUUCUGAAAGUUAAACAAGACGAAGAUAGGAGACGGUUGGAAGAGCAGUUCAGAGCGGACAUGGAAGCCCAAAGAGAGCAAAUGCACAACAUGAUGACAGCAAACAUGGAAGAGCUGCGAAAGGAUCGAGAGGCAAUUAUCGAGCAAAAUCAAACCCUUAAGGAGACGAUGGAGCAGAUGCGGCAGUCAAUGGAUAAAAGAAAUGACCAAAUUGCCGAGCUUCAGAAGCAAAUUGUUGCUCUAGCGAACAGGCCACCUCCUCGCCCACCAUGCAAACCAUUUUGUGUUAUUUCGUAAAAGCACGAUCAUUCGGCCUUCCCCAGUACUCAUAAAAUUGCAUUUAUUCAAAAAGGGCGGCUGAUGAUGGAAUGAGCGACUACAACCACCUAGCGAGCUAUAAAAAUCCUAUAAGUUGCAGUAGAAUGCCUGUGAUAUAAAAGGCUACUGUUAAAGUCAUUAGAUAAGUAUUAUUUAAGUUACUUGCAGUGAUUUAAAAAGCUUAUUCGCCUCUUGAAAACCGUGAAGUAUAUCUAUGUUGUAACCGACUUGAUUGCAUUAAACAAGUGUCAAAGCAAAAA